AGAGAGAGACAUGCAGAGCUGCCAGUGUGUCAGCAACAGCAACAUUUGGAGCUGGAGUCUGGAGCAGAGCAGCUCAGGAAAGAAAAAAAGCUGACCCGGCUUUCCGAGUGGGGCUGCUCAGAUGGAGAUCUGGGUGUUGCGCCUGGACUGAGCAUCACCUCUGGCUGGACCAGGGUCUCUGUUAGAUGAGAAAACACUGCCGGACGGGGAGCCGGGUCCGGACUUGGAGACRACAGCGCUGAAACAUGGGCUGCUCGGCCAGUGUGGUCCUGCUGCUGCGCUCGGUGGGCGGGGCUGACUGUGGUCAUAUGUGUUCACGUCAGGACCAGAUGUCCGUGGAAGCUGCAACACCCACGCUAGAGGGUUACACCACUACCAACUCACCUGUGACCAUCAUUAUAAUGCAGGAGAAGCCAAAGUUGAUCGAUCCUCUUGACUAUGAGGCUGUCAUCUCUGAACUGGUGGAUGAGUUGAAGGAGGACCCUCUCAGAGAGCUGCUGCUUUUCCCCGACCAUGAUUUCACGGUUUCCACGGUGCCUCAGGAGAGACGAACUCUCCAUUCAACUGUUCCUGAGGGAGCAGAGCUGCAGGCUGAGUGUCUGCUGGUCAGACAAGCCUGCAAAUAUUACAACUCUGAGCUGAAUGUGGUCCAGUUCAAGUAUGACGACUAUGCUGGAGACUAUCGCCUGCUGCCCAGAAAAAUGUACAAAGCAGAGAAGCUGCCAUCCCAUUCCUUUGAGAUCGACUACGAAGAUGUGGAUAAAGAUGAGGAUACCACCUCUCUGUCCUCAUCCAAAGGGGGAGGGGGCGGAGGAGGGGGUGCAGGUGGAGGAGGGAUUGGCGUGUUUAAGUCAGGGUGGCUCUACAAAGGGAACUUCAACAGCACUGUCAACAACAGCAUCACUGUCCGGUCAUUCAAAAGGAGGUAUUUCCAGCUGACCCAGCUGACAGAUAACUCCUACAUAAUGAACUUCUACAAGGAUGAAAAGAUCUCUAAGGAACCCAAAGGUUGCAUCUUCCUGGACUCGUGCACGGGUGUGGUACAGAACAAUCGCUUGAGGAAACACGCCUUUGAGCUGAAGAUGAAUGAGGUCACGACGUAUUUCGUGCUGGCCGCGGAGACUGAGCAGGACAUGGAGGAGUGGAUCAGCACUUUAACGCGUAUCUUACAGAUCAGUCCGCAUGACGGGCCGGCCCCUGACCGCAAGAGUUUGGACCUCACUGAGCAUCGGCAGGAUGUGUUUGACUUGUCUCUGAGUGACUGCUGUUUGCAGGAAAAUGAUGAAACCACAGAAAAUGGCAUCAAUCCAGAGCUGGCAAAGUAUAUCUCUGAAACUGAUGAGAGAAUUCGGUCUGCUAGAAGAGAAGAGCGUCUGAAUCUGUUUUCUCUGGAUCCUGACACUCCUGUUCUGAGGAGCCCACGAACUGAACAUUCGUUAUCCGACAGCACACCGGUGCGUCCAUUUGAAGAGAAGCUGGGCAGAAGGUUCAUGAUCACUUGCAAAUCUCUCAAUCUUAUGCUGCAAGCGUGUGUCAACGAGAGUGAAACUGGACCAGUCACCAAUAUCGAACCCUUCUUUGUAUCGUUGGCUCUUUUUGAUGUACGAGAAGGGAGAAAGGUUUCUGCAGACUUUCAUGUGGACCUGAACCAUGAAGCGGUGCGUCAGAUGCUCGGAGGCUGCGCCAGCAAGACGGGGGCCCCAGGUACGGGGGUCGGAGCUCAGGAGAACGGCUUGUGCUCUCCUGCUGAGAAGAAGCCAGGUGACUGUCACCUCAGCCAGGACUUAGAGCAGUGGCUGUGUUUUCCCCAUCAGGCCAUUUUCUCGGUGACCAACCCCCAUACAGAAAUAGUCAUGGUGGCAAAAGUAGAAAAGGUGCUGAUGGGAAAUAUUGCAUCUGGCACUGAACCUUAUAUCAAGAAUGCGGACUCCAGCAAGACUGUGCAGAAGACUUUAAAAUCCAACAAACAGUUUUGCAGCAAGCUGGGAAAGUACCGUAUGCCGUUUGCGUGGUCUGUCAGGUCUGUAUUCAAAGACAGCCAUGGAGCGUUGGAUCGAGACACUCGUUUCUCACCUCUUUUCAAGCAGGAGAGCAACAAAAUUUCCACAGAUGAUCUAAUAAAGUUGGUGACAGAGUAUAGGAGGGCUGAGAAGAACAGCAAACUGCAGACUGUGCCUGGGACACUGGACAUUGGCUUAGACUACAUCCCGAUGGAGCAUCCCAACUGCGUGACUUCCUCAUAUGUACCGGUGAAGCCUUUCGAAGAGCUGAGCAUACAUCAGCCCACUGUGGAGGUGGAAGAGUUUGUCCAGGACACCACCAAGUUCACCCAGCCGCACCGCGUCUACAGAAACCACAUCUACGUCUACCCCAAACACCUCAAGUACGACAGUCAGAAGAGCUUUGCCAAGGCUCGUAACAUUGCAGUCUAUGUAGAGUUCCGCAGCUCAGACGAUGAGCUUGCCAAGCCUUUAAAGUGCAUCUAUGGCAAGCCCGGAGGUCCAGUUUUCACCACAACAGCCUGUUCUACAGUCCUACAUCACUCUCAGAACCCCGACUUCUAUGAAGAGGUGAAAAUUGAGUUUCCCAUCCAACUUCAUGAAAAACACCAUCUACUUUUCUCCUUUUACCACGUCACCUGUGACAUCAACGCUAAGACGAAUUCUAAGAGGAAAGAGGCCUUAGAGACACCAGUGGGUUAUUCUUGGCUGCCAAUACUGAAAGAAGGUCGCGUGUCAUCUCAAGAGUUCAACAUUCCUGUCUCUUGCAACCUGCCACCCGGAUACCUCAGCAUCAAAGAAGCCAGCAACACCAAGAAUGGAGCUGAUGUGAAAUGGGUCGAUGGAGGAAAAACUAUCUUUAAAGUGUCCACAAAUGUCGUCUCCACAGUAUACACUCAGGACCCCCACCUGAACCGAUUCUUCCAGCAGUGCCAGAAGAGAGAGCUCGACCUCUCUCAGCCUCCUACCUCCAACUUUCUCAACUGCCUGAAGGGUCUCCUCAGUAUGGAGAGAAUCCCAGUGAUUGUCCGCUUCCUGCCGGUGCUCUUCAACCAGCUGUUCAAGGUUCUGACUCAGAAUGACAAUGAUGAGGUCACUACUGCCACCACCAGAGUUCUAAUCCAUGUUGUCAGCAAGUGCCAUGAAGAAAAUCUGGAUCAGCACCUUCACUCUUAUAUCAAGUUUGUUUUUAAGUCAGAAGCUCAUGGCUUCAGGACGGUUCACGAAGAGCUGGCCAAGGGAAUGACCUUUGACCUGAAGAGCAAUGAGCACACAGCAGUCAGGAAUGUUCUCAAGUUCUCCUGGUUCUUUUUUGAGCUCAUUGUCAAGUCCAUGGCCCAGCACUUGGUUGACUCUGACAAGGUCAAGCUGCUGAGGCCCCAGCGUUUCCCCUCUUCCUACCUGAGCCGCGUGGAGACGUUGGUGGAGACGGUGUCCGAGCACAUUUUCUGGAAGUACAAAGAGCUGGCAGAGGAAACACGCAGCGCCAACUUUGCUGUGGCUGCUUUUGUCAAACGCUGCUUCACUCUGAUGGACAGAGGCUUCACAUUCAAACUCAUUAGCAACUACAUUAACAUGAUCACAGCUACAGACAGCAAGGUCCUCUGUGAGCUGAAAUUUGAGUUCCUGAGAGAAGUGUGCAACCAUGAGCAUUACAUCCCUCUCAGCCUGCCCUUACCUUCUGCUCGAAUCACAGAUCAUGCCUCCCCAGAACCACAAAGCACACCUGCCUCUGUGCCUGAGUACAACCUMACCGGAGAGUUCUGCAGGAAGCACUUCCUGACUGGCCUGUUGCUUCGGGAGCUGGGCCUGGCUCUCCAGGACGAGCAGGACCUGAGGCAUCUCGCCUUGGCCACGCUAAAGACUCUAAUGGCCAAACACUCUCUGGAUUCACGCUAUGCCACCAAGGAGAAGCAGGCGAGGAUAGCGUCCCUCUACCUGCCUCUGUARGGGCUGAUCCUGGACAACAUGCCACGCUUCUUCCUCAGGGACCUUUUCCCCAUCUACUUCACUUCUAGUGACCAAGGCUCUCGAGACGACGUCAGCGUGGGAGGGGGAGGGGCUGUUACUCGCCACGGAAACUCCAUGGACGCCUCCUUUUCCAAAGAAGUGCUCAACUCUAUCACAGCCUUUUCAUCCUUGGCGGUUGCCACGGGUAACCAGGCGGACUCUCGAGGUUCUCUGAUCAGCGUMGACUCCAACCCGAGCAACAGUGACAGGAACAGUGAGAAGAUGGAUGGGUGUGAGAAGUUCGCCCGUCCCCAGUCUCUGAUUGGCUACGGUUCCCGCUGCGACAAGUUGGACCAGGCAGAGACCCGCAGUCUCCUCAUGUGUUUUUUGCACAUCAUGAAAACCAUUUCUGAAGAUGUGCUGGUAUCCUACUGGCACCGUGCCAUUCACCAGGAGAUCGCAGACUUCUUUAACAUACUGGAGCUUUGUCUUCAACACUUCAGGUUCCUCGGAAAACGCCACAUAGCGAGGAAGCUAGCAGCGGCGGUAAAGCUGGCCCAGUCAACCCAUGCCAAUGGCACCCUGAAGGCCUCUAACAACCCUACCCAGUCCUCUCAACCCUCAAGCAUCUUCUCCCAAUGGAUGACCUCUGGAGGUGAAGGCCACCGACAGGCUCGCUCCCAAACCAUGCCCAUCAUCCGGGGCAAGAACGCCCUCAUGAAUCCAAAGCUGCUGCAGAUGAUGGAAACCGACGGGAGCGUUCAGGAUGGGGACACGCUGAGUCCCACAGAUAUCGAAGCCAACUUGUCCACAGAAGUGUCUCUCACUGUGCUGGAUGUACUGGAACUCUUUGUUCACCAUCAUAAGAAGCAGUUGCUGCAGGAUGAUGGUCAGAACACACUGAUGAAAAAGGUGCUGGACACCUACUUACUCUUCUUUCAAAUCAACCAGUCCACUGCGACUUUACGACACGUCUUCGCUGCGCUUAGGCUCUUCGUACAAAAGUUUCCCAGUGCGUUCUUCCAGGGAAAGGCAGACCUGUGUGGCUGUCUGUGCCACGAGAUCCUCAAAUGCUGUAACCAUCGAUCCAGCUCCACCCAGACGGAGGCAGCUGCACUACUGUACUUCUUCAUGAGGCAAAACUUUGAGUUUACAAAGGGCAAAUCAAUAGUCCGCUCCCAUCUGCAGGUCAUCAAAGCUGUGAGCCAACUGAUUGCUGAUGCUGGAAUUGGAGGGUCGAGGUUCCAACAGUCGUUGGCCAUCAUCAAUAACUUUGCCAAUGGAGACGCACCGCUCAAGAACACCCCGUUCCCUGCUGAGGUGAAGGACCUGACCAAGCGGAUCAGAACAGUCCUGAUGGCCACGGCUCAGAUGAAGGAGCACGAGAAAGAUCCAGAGAUGUUGGUGGACCUGCAGUACAGCCUGGCCAAUUCCUACGCCAGCACUCCUGAGUUGAGGCGCACCUGGCUGGAGAGCAUGGCCAAAGUUCACGUCCGCAACGGCGACUUGUCUGAGGCUGCCAUGUGCUACAUCCACAUCUCAGCUUUGAUUGCCGAGUCGUUGAAGAGGAGAGGCUACUGGAGAGCCGACAAGGCCGGGAUGUCUGGUGUGUCCCCUGAAGAAGGCCCCGUGUUUAACUGUAGCUCCUUACUAACCUCCUCCCGAGAUCAAGACACAUCCUUCUCUAUGGGCUGGGCAGCAUUUAUGUGCAUCAGCCCCAACGUUAAGGAGGAGGGCGCCAUGAAGGAGGACACCGGUACACAAGACACACCGUACACCGAGGACACCCUGGUGGAGCAGCUGGAGCUGUGUGUGGACUACCUGUGGAAAUCUGAGAGGCACGAGCUCAUCGCCGACAUCAACAAACCCGUGAUUGCUGUUUUUGAGAAGAGGAGGGAUUUUAAGAGGCUGUCAGAGCUGUACUAUGACAUCCAUCGCUCCUACCUGAAGGUGACGGAGGUAGUGAACUCUGAAAAGCGACUCUUUGGACGCUACUACCGCGUGGCGUUCUAUGGACAGGGUUUCUUUGAGGAAGAGGAGAGCAAAGAGUUCAUCUACAAAGAGCCGAAGCUCACGGGUUUGUCAGAAAUCUCCCAGAGACUACUCAAACUUUACUCUGACAAGUUUGGAGCUGAUAAUGUCAAGAUGAUUCAGGACUCCAACAAGGUGAAUCCCAAAGAUCUGGACGCCAAGUUUGCCUACAUUCAGGUGACAUAUGUAGUGCCCUACUUUGACGAGAAGGAGCAGCAGGAAAAGAGAACAGAUUUCGAGAGGCACCACAACAUCAACCGCUUUGUGUUUGAGACACCGUUCACUCUGUCGGGGAAGAAACACGGAGAUGUGGAGGAACAAUGCAAGAGGCGCACCAUACUGACCACGAGUUCCAGCUUCCCCUAUCUGAAAAAGCGUAUCCAGGUGGUGGAGCAGCAGAGCACAGAAAUGAACCCGAUCGAAGUAGCCAUAGACGAGAUGUCGCGCAAAGUCUCCGAGCUCAACCAGCUCUGCAACAUGGAGGAGGUGGACAUGAUCCGGCUGCAGCUGAAACUGCAGGGCAGCGUUAGCGUCAAGGUAAAUGCAGGGCCUAUGGCUUAUGCCAGAGCAUUUUUAGAGGAGAAGAAUGCCAAGAAAUACCCAGACAACCAGGUCAAACUUCUUAAGGAGAUCUUCAGACGGUUUGCAGAAGCCUGCGGUCAAGCUUUGGACGUAAAUGAGCGUCUCAUUAAGGAGGACCAGCUGGAGUACCAGGAGGAGAUGAGAGCUCACUACCGGGACAUGCUCAUCGAGCUGUCCGGCAUCAUGAACGAACAGAUUCCUCACACGAGACAGCCAGGAACGGAGCGACACAGCACCUAUUGAAUGGCCUACAAGGACUUGCCAUAAAUCUGUUGUGCCAGCUUGAGCUCUGUUGGUUUCUGAUAGUACUUUUUUUAAAUUUCCUGCUGCACAAAGAGGCAGAUUAGUGGAACUGUGACUGGCGUGUGUAGAAAACAGAAGAAAAGAAGUGUGUAGACCGUGGUUGUGGUAGUCUGUUGUCAUGUUGUUGAGUUUUAGACUGUCUACAUAUAGAGGCCAGGCUCCUGGACUGUUUGUUUUGGUUGUAGAUGCUCCAGUUCUMGAGGUGUAGAUUCGCCUGCCCUGUCAGCUGAUUAAUCAAAAUACUGACUGCCGCACUCGCACACAAGCCCACGACAUGCGCCUUCUGUCCAAAACCCCGACCUUUUUACAGAACCGUGACCUUACUGAGGUGGAGGUGCGUUCAGCCGUUCACAUAAAAUGUAGCUUUUCUGGUGCAUUUUUAUGACACUUCUUUUUUAAAUAUAUUUGUUUAUGAAAUAUCAACAUAUUUCGAGCUAUCUAAAGAGGACUAAUGUGACAAAUAAAAGGGAUUUAAAUGCAGGUCUUAAGAAUCAAAUGAAGAGAAUGCACCUCCAGUUCUCAUUUGAAUGUAGAGCAGCUCCUCUUUGCUACUUUGUACCCUUGAUAACAUUCUGGAAAAAAAAAAAAAAAACAAGAAAAAAUAGUCAACAUGCCAAUUUUCAAAUGGGAACAUAAAAAUAUGUUUUGUAACAUUUUUAUAAUUGAAAUUGCAUUGUUACAGUUAUUAUCUACUGUUUUAAAUUGUAAAUAAGAAUUAUAAAUAUUUAAAAAA
Messenger RNA from Austrofundulus limnaeus, 7599 nucleotides. RefSeq names its product dedicator of cytokinesis 10 (gene dock10). The record is from RefSeq and is a predicted model, not a curated record. Gene Ontology annotation, biological process: dendritic spine morphogenesis; small GTPase-mediated signal transduction; regulation of cell migration. Lineage: Eukaryota; Metazoa; Chordata; Actinopteri; Cyprinodontiformes; Rivulidae. The transcript is spliced from 56 exons. The coding region runs from base 246 to 6806 and encodes 2186 amino acids. Gene Ontology annotation, molecular function: guanyl-nucleotide exchange factor activity.